CCGCGGUCGCUAUGCCUUCUCAGUGAGAGAGAUAGAGAGAGAGAGAGAGAGUGGGAAGGGGGGAGCCUGAAAAAGAGAGAGGGAUAGAGGAGAAGCUUGGUUUUCCUGCGCUGCGCCUGGUCUGUUUGCGUGAGGAGGGGCAGCUGCAGAAGAGACAGGGGAGGCUGUAUCAGCGUGUGUGCUGGCGCUGGCUGAUCAUUGGCUUUGCACUCGCUGAACCUGCGCGCAUCGCUCCCUAUCGGAUGGAUUUGGAGGCAGAGAGUCGUUGAGGGGGAGGGCUCUCCUAACAGCCGGGAACUGUUGACAUGCUCAGUGUCUGACACGCUUGCCUGACACGCUUGGAGGACACGAGGUGGAGAGAGGCGUGAUGGCUGGACGCUCCUGGGCAGCCAUCUCCAGAUCAUCGAGCGUCUCCCUCUCUGCCGGCCUUCUCCCCUGACCAGAGCUGUUCACUGUCCUCCACAUCUCCACACUGCCGCUCCCGCUGACAGAAGACAAGACGCCGCUGUCAAAACAAACGCCAGGCCCGCGAUUGCUGGGAACCUCUGAUCUGGACUGCAGAGCUUGGAGACGGCGUUAGUCUACACGGAGGACUUUUGAAUUUGGAGACGUUGCGUUUUGAAUGGACCUCAUGUUUUAGAUUGCUGGUUGGCGAAGGGGCUAUGUAUUGUUGUAAUUUCUUUGCUUCGUUUUGAGCCAGCGAAGAUGAACAGCUACCACAGGAGCCCAGGCAGCAGCACUACAGAAAUAAGGUCAAGUGAAUGAUUGCUGAGGUGACAGACAAGACACCGCGAGGAAGUCUCAGUUAAGUACAUGUUGUCAGAUGUUGCCAUUUUGGAGGAAUGGAUUUAAAUAUUAAGAUCUUUACGGUGAAUCUUCCCCUUUUUUAGACGAAUGACAGACUUCUCAUAUUUUAAAUAGAGCAAACAGGAGACGGCUAUGACGCUAACGUCUGCUCUGUUUUGCAUUCUGAGGGAAAGCGUUUCUCCUCCACUAAGCUUGUCCAAUCUGUCCAGCCACCAUGCUCGCUUGACAGUCCGUCUCUAAAAAGCUGUGGUUGAACUGGAAGUUGCUGAUGUCUCUCUGAAUGGUUUCAUCUGUCUAUGGUGAGUCGUCUGAAGCCUGAUCCCAUGAGUGGAACCGGCACACUGCAACAACGCACCACCUACCUCAUCUCUCUCACCCUGGUCAAGAGAGAGCCUGUGGAGGAGGAUGGAGGACUCCCCCAAGACAGAGGAGCCGGGGCUGGGGUGGGACCUGGAGCCGCUGGGGAGGCAGGCGGGCACCAGGGACAGCCCUCCAGAUCCCAGUUCCAUCAGGGGACCGCAGGGUUUGUGGAGCAAGAAGGAUUUGGUGAGCCCGAGGACAGCGAGGGGAAAUCUCCCUGUUCCUUGAAAGACAGUGUGCCAGGCGUGGGCGGUGAGCUCACCGUAGGGAGUGAGAAGUUACCGUUCACUGGGAAUCUUAUCCCCCCGACCGCUGUUGAGAGCUCGAAGUUGCAGUCUCCUGUAGGAAUAGAUAAAGAGGAGAUAGAGGUAACCCUAGGGAGCGUCUCCGAAGAAAGAACCCACAUCACGACCAUGACAGGGCACACGCCAUCAGCCUGUGUGGACAUGGGGGCUCCCCACACCCCGACACGGAGCAGCAUCCCUGUACGAGUGGGCCAGCGCCCCGCAACCCUCCUGAAGGCCCACAGCAGUGCCGUCAGCCGCCGGGACACCAAGGAGCGCAGCCCCACUUCAUCCCAGAGCCUGGACCGCAAUGAGGGUCGUGUCCAAACCCGCUCCCCAGGCCCCUGCAGGGCCUCCUGGGCCGAGAGUGAGGGAAGGUCCAGGACACGCAUCGGGAGGGAUGAGGUCGGAUCUCAGGAGGCGGGAACGCGAGCCGGGGGACGAGAUCAUCCCAGGAAAGAUAGGCUGAAGACGGGUUCAGAAUCUCUACCUGGCCCCGUCAGCCUGGUCCCCAAGCCCCCGCGCAAAGGCAAGAGCUGCACCCUGGACAACAGUGACCUGAACAGCCUGACAGAGGACCUGAGCAUGGGAAGGGAGAGCCAGACCCAGCAAGGCCAAGCUCAGCGGACCUCUGCUAAAGACAGGAAGAUGUUGAAGUUCAUCAGUGGGAUUUUCACCAAGAGCAGCUCGACGUCCUCGGGGUCCUCCACGGUUCCUCCUGUCUAUAGUAUACAGAGAGAGUCCAGUGAGGAGGAAGCGGCGAUUGCCAACAGUCAGGAGUGGACCCUGACUCGCUCCAUCCCAGAGCUGCGUCUGGGGGUUCUGGGGAGUCUGCGCAGUGGCAAGUCCGCACUGGUGCACAGAUACAUCACCGGCAGCUACCUUCCGCACGAGAAACCCGACGGUGGGAAGUACAAGAAGGAAGUGCUUGUUGAAGGACAAAGUCAUCUGUUACUGGUCAGGGAGGAGGCGGGGCCUCCUGACGCACAGUUCAGUAGCUGGGUGGAUGCGAUCAUCUUGGUGUUCAGCCUGGAGAAUGAGGCCAGUUUCCAGGAGGUCUACCAGUUCUUCAGCCAGCUGAACACACAUCGCAGCACAGCCGACAUCCCACUCAUCGUGGUGGGCACCCAAGACAAGAUCAGCAGUACCAACCCUCGUGUGAUUGAGGACAUCCGAGCCAGGAAGCUGUGUGUGGAUGUGCGCCACUCUGUGUUCUAUGAGACGUGUGCUACGUAUGGACUCAAUGUGGACCGGGUCUUUACUGAGGCUGCCCAGAGGAUGGUGGCUCAGAGGAAGCAGGCAGUCCUCCUGGCCUCCUGCAAGUCCCUGCCCAACUCCCCCAGCCACUCCGGGCUCUCCACCCCAGGUUCAGCCUCCUUCCCUGGGCAGACCAUAAACGGAUGCCAGAGUAAUGAUCACCCCUCCUCACUGCCCUCCACCCCGGUGGUUGGUCACAAAGAGCUCCGGGGCGGGGCGGGGGGGAGAGGGGGGCAGCGGGGGGCCUCGGGCUCUCUCAGAAACAUCCCUCGCAGGCGCACCUCUCUUUUCGCGAACCGGCGGGGCAGCGACACAGAGAAGAGAGCAGCUGACCCCAGGGGGGAUGUGGCUAGUGGACGGGCCAUCAAACAGAGCAUCCUGUGGAAGCGGAGUGGCAGCUCUCUGAACAAGGAGUGGAAGAAGAAGUACGUCACGCUGUUGAACAACGGUACCCUCCGCUACCACUCCAGCUUCAACGACUACAUGCAGAAUGCCCAUGGGAAGGAGAUAGACCUGCUGCGUGUCACAGUGAAGGUUCCAGGGAAACGCCCACCCAGAGCUGUCACCCCUGCUGGCCCCGCCCCUGGCGUUAACGGGGUAGUCAAAGAUGGAUCAGCUGGCACCAGCACCAGCACCACAGCAGGCCCCCUGUCGGCUGAUGAAGGUGCGGGGGCCCUGUCCCCCCAGGGAGAGAGAGGUGUCCAACGCUGCCCCUCCUCUCUCUCCAACAAGGCAUUCAGUGUCGAUGCUCUUGAGGGGUCACCCAAUCCCCCUUUUGGAAAAGACCCUGGUCAGUCCUCACCGAUGAGUGACCGAAAGAGGAAAGGAAGGAAGAAGAGCAUGAACCAGAAAGGAGACACUUUGGGUCAGGCAGAAGCCAAGCGCAAAAUGUGGAAGUUAAAGAGCUUUGGUAGCUUAAGAAACAUUAAUAAGACAGAGGAGGAGAACGCCGACUUCAUUAUCGUGUCCAGCUCGGGGCAGACCUGGCACUUUGAGGCCCAGAGUCUGGAGGAGAGGGAGGCCUGGGUGGCAGCCAUCGAGAGCCAGAUCCUGGCCAGUCUGCAGUCCUGUGAGAGUGGCAGGAACAAGGCCCAGAGGAGCAGCCAGAGCGAGGCGGUAGCCCUGCAGGCUAUCCGCAACGCCAAGGGGAACAACCUCUGUGUGGACUGUGAAGCGCCCAACCCCACCUGGGCCAGUCUCAAUCUGGGGGCGCUGAUCUGCAUCGAGUGUUCAGGGAUCCACCGUAACCUGGGGACCCACCUCUCCCGUGUCCGCUCGCUCGACCUGGACGACUGGCCCGGCGAGCUCACACAGGUCCUGGCUGCCAUCGGCAACAACAUGGCCAACAGCAUCUGGGAGAGCUGCACCCAGGGCAGGCAAAAGCCCACGCCAAACGCCACGAGAGAGGAGAGAGAGUCGUGGAUCAGGGCCAAAUAUGAACAGCGGGUGUUUGUGGCACCCCUGCCAGCCCCAGGUUCGGGCCUGGAGGAAGAUAGCGUACCAGAAAGGCUGCUCUCCGCAGUGACUGAGAGGGACCUGCCCAGGCUCCUCCUGCUCCUUGCACACAGCAGCAAGGAGCAGAUAAACCUCCAGCCCACCGGGGGGCCCUCCACGUCCCGCGCGGCCCUGCACGCUGCCUGCCACCUGGGGGACGUGGUCAUGACUCAGCUGCUGGUCUGGUAUGGGAGUGAUGUGACAGCCAGGGACCCACAAGGUCAGACAGCAUUGGCUCUGGCCAGAAAGACUGGGAGUAAAGAAUGUGCUGACAUUCUGCUGCAACACGGCUGUCCCAACGAAGUGUCCCCGACCACUGCCACCCCCGGUCUGUCCCGCAGAUCAAGCACUGCCAGUCUGGGGCGGACCAACUCCAGGAGAAAAUUCUCCUAGCUCUGAGGGGGGAUUGCUGUGGUAGCACACAAGGGCUGGAUGCACAGGGGGAAACAAUAAGAUCAUUUCAGUCCAUGGAUGAACUUGUGUCUGUGGGUGAGGCUAAUAAGCAAACAAUAAGGAGAAUACAGACUGUACAACAUAUCAACAAUCAAAAAGCAAUGUUGAAUAUUUACGCAAAAUGUUGCUGACGUCAUUGUUUGUUGAACCUCAUUUCAGGUUUCUUCAUGAUUGGCCUAAUAGACGUUUUUCUGUCAAGGAACAUUUCAGAUAGAUGAACUGCCACAUGACUUUAGCUUUCUGUUUCACUCCUUCUAAAGAAGUGCAAUACUCAGUCAUUCCUUUAGAUAGCUAAAGAUUAAUUAACAUUUUAAAAGACCUCUGAAAGGGAUGAGGGACAGUGAGUUGUGAAUAAACAGUCAGGCCAGUAAGGAGACUGUAGCAAGAGAAUAAAGUACAUUGAGAGGAUAUAGCUUUUUGGUUGUUGUUUUGUAGUGACUGGGCCAAAAUGUUUAAACAUCUGUCUGUCAGUAACCAUGAGCUGUUUCUGUACUUUUAAACCAUAGCUCUGUAUUGAUUGUUUUGCAGUAACUACUACAAAUUCGACAUAGAAUAGAAAGUCGAAUAUCCCUUCAGAUGUCCCUAAUUGUAUUGAAUUCACUUGUAAUUAUACAAUAUCUUCUCCUAUACAUUAUUGUGUUCUACGUGUACUGCUGUCUAUGGACAUAAUAUUUGCCAUACAGGGUAAAACUCCAAAUGAAACAGUUUGUAAAGAAACAAUUUCUAGCUAAUUCUUUUUUAGCCAUUUUCUAGUUUUCCAAACAUCUGUGUUUUGAUUCAUGGUCCUGGUAUUUAUCAAAGACACAGAGCCUAUUACAUCUAUGCCCAUGGUGAUGGCACACCAUUAGGCAGCAGCUAAACAUUACUGGACUACUGUUAGUUAUUUUAUAGUGCCAAAUACAUGAAAGCAGCUGUAACAGUACCAUACUGCACACGAAGUCAAUAUGUUUGAGCAAAAUAAGCCUUUAAUAAGACAUUUUCAUGUUAAAGUGGUGUUUCAUUAUUACUUUGUAUCUGUAACGUCUAUCAAUCAAAGAAAUACUUAAAUUACCUGAAUAAAGGAACUUUUAUAUGUUGUC
Molecule: messenger RNA, 5734 nt
Organism: Hypomesus transpacificus
Lineage: Eukaryota; Metazoa; Chordata; Actinopteri; Osmeriformes; Osmeridae
Product: arf-GAP with GTPase, ANK repeat and PH domain-containing protein 1-like
Cellular component (GO): nucleus
Molecular function (GO): protein binding; GTP binding; GTPase activator activity
Source: RefSeq, a predicted model, not a curated record